Messenger RNA from Asparagus officinalis (garden asparagus), 814 nucleotides. RefSeq names its product succinate dehydrogenase subunit 3-2, mitochondrial-like. The transcript is spliced from 4 exons. Bases 142 to 546 code for a protein of 134 amino acids. Gene Ontology annotation, biological process: tricarboxylic acid cycle; mitochondrial electron transport, succinate to ubiquinone. Gene Ontology annotation, cellular component: membrane. Gene Ontology annotation, molecular function: succinate dehydrogenase activity; electron transfer activity. Lineage: Eukaryota; Viridiplantae; Streptophyta; Magnoliopsida; Asparagales; Asparagaceae. The record is from RefSeq and is a predicted model, not a curated record.
GUAUCGUACUAAAUAUGGUUUUGACAAGGGUAUGGAUGCAUAAAUCCGAACAAGACGAAAUUAAUCCCACUUGAUGAUCUCACGAGAACUCGGGAGCUUCGUCGAUCGUCGAUAGGAGGAUUUGUUUCGAUCGGCUCAUCAAUGGCGGCGGAAUCGAAAUCUGUGGCCCUUGAAGGUUUGUGCAAGAUGAGCAUGGAUACUCCUUUUGCACUUCGUGGUAUUGGCUACCUUGCUGGAGCCAAUUCAAAGUACCAAAUGAUGGGUGGGCUUCAGAGUUCAAGAUUUUCGAGUGGUCCGUCCAUUGUGGGCCCAACCAAGCUGAGUGCUGGACUUUGCGGAAGCAGAGCUCUCCAUGGGAGCCAGGUUCUGGCCGAAUCCUCCAAAGGAGCUUUCUUGAAUCGCCCAUUGUCACCUCAUUUGGCUCUUAAGAAGCCACAGCUUAGUGCAACCUAUUCCAUUUCCCAUCGUAUUUUUGGAGCUGUUUUAGCUGGUGGGAUCAUGCUGAUCCCAAUUGCUAUGAAGUUCAGUCUCUUGUAUGAUGUAUGAGAGGCAGUGAAUAUGUUGCGCUUGCUUCAUAUGGUGCAUUUUCUUGAAAUCUCAUUACCGGCACAAGUUCAUAAUAACCUUUCUGGAUCAAACGAACAAGUAAUUGCUGUCUGCUUGUUUUUCUGACAUUUGCAAACUGUAAUGACCGAGAAAUCGGUGGAUGAUGUAAUAAUGAUUGUAUUGUUUAAGACGUUUAGUGAUUGCAUAUUUAUAUGCAACUUUCCUGGUCUUUUGUAUGCACGCGAUCUCGCUCUUGAGCCAUGUUUUA